AUGUGCACCCUUGUCAUUGACGAUGGAGAUAUCUGCAUGGACAGGUCACCGUGCACCUGUGCACGUCAUCAGUGUCGCUCGGGGCACUCUAUUAAACAUUCGAGUCACGCCCAACUAAAUGACCAACUUGAUGGCCUAUUCUGGCAUCUAGGUCAAGUCACGCCGCCCACGGAUAAGGCUCGCGAUUUUGAUCACACUUCUUUGGGACCGCUGGGUGCUUUUGAUAUACACUUCGGCAAGGAUCCGGGGCCUUUUCCGGUGCUGCUUCCCAGCAGUGACGAUGAUCAUGAUCGGCUUUCAACAAUAUCCCAAUGUACGGGACCUACCGAUCCGCUAAACCUACCCGCGGGGUUCGCUGCAAACAACAGUCUAUUCGGAGAGCCACCAUUCGAGGCUCCUGAUGUUCACUUGAACGUUGAUCUUAGUUCUACUGCUUAUCUGCAUUCUCUCCUUGCAAGCCCGCCCCUCGAAUCUAGUGCAGAAUCUGGUCCCGAUACGAACUCUGAUAUUUGCAUGGACUAUGCCCUUGGUUCUGAUAAUUCUGAUGAGCUGACGUUGGAUUACUCUACGCUUCCGAAUCGUCUGCCCGCCCGCAACCAUAGCCACUCUUCGUCUCUCUCUACGCUGCCUUUUGGCUCCGAGGGCUCACUAACAACCCCUGUUCUAACGCCACCACCCCCUACAACCAUGACAUCUUCUUGUCUCGCUGAAUGCCGCCCUCCUUGCAUUAUUACUGCGACCCAAAGUCUCCGCUUACUCCACAUUCGCGAGAACAGUUGCCUUUCUCUUAGAAAUCGUCGCAGCAGCCAGGGUGCCAGUGGUCCCGAACCAGCACGCAUGUCGGGGUCUGUCCUCAAAGACAACAAAGAUGCCGGCAUGUCAGUUUGCCGCAUGCUACAAUGCGGAUGCGCUCUUCGUCCUCAGAAUCAGGUUCUGUUAGCACUUCUCUGCUCUCGGCUCGCGGUGUGGUAUCGAGCGACGAUCCGCGCGUGCAUUUCCCGACGGCCUAGCAGCUCCCCUGGCGGCGAGGAUCACUUCGAUGACCACAAAUCUUCGCCAGAGAAAGUGAUAUAUCAGGCUGUCACUAUUGGAGAUCACACAGUCGACAAUUUUGCCUUGGAUUGGGAUAUCCAGGCCCAAGUGAUACUCAAGGAGCUCGGACACCUGCAGCGUCUGGUCAAUACCCUUUCGGCUUGUAUCAAGCGGACUAGUACGUCACAUUCAAUGGGGCCAGGUGCCAAUGCCAAUGCCCCCUAUACUGGAUUGCCAGCAAUCGCACAUGACCGACUAGUGGCACAUCUGUCGAAGGAGGUCGAAGCGGCUCAGAAUGAUUUAACUACGGCUUGGCGUGAACACCAGAAACUUCAAAGAUAA
This is a messenger RNA of Penicillium arizonense, 1374 nucleotides long. RefSeq lists its product as uncharacterized. Gene Ontology annotation, biological process: regulation of DNA-templated transcription; aflatoxin biosynthetic process. The coding region runs from base 1 to 1374 and encodes 457 amino acids. Gene Ontology annotation, molecular function: DNA binding. Gene Ontology annotation, cellular component: nucleus. Lineage: Eukaryota; Fungi; Ascomycota; Eurotiomycetes; Eurotiales; Aspergillaceae. The record is from RefSeq and is a predicted model, not a curated record. The transcript has a single exon.